UUCAUCGGCCUGGCCGCAGGAGACCCACGUCCUCCUCCUGCGCUCCUGGACCACCCUAAUCCUCUCCAUUCUCCUUCCUGCCCCGAACACGCGAAGGAACUCUUCUCCGUGUCCUCUUCCAAUGGCGCUCGCCUCCACCACCGCCUCCCGCCUCAUCAGCCGCCGCCUCCCGCCUCCUUCUCCUCCCCCCGCCGCCGCACCCUACGCCGCCGCGCUGCGAGGAGGAGCCUGCUGGGCAAGGCCGCGCGGGUACCUGUCGGUGCGCUGGGAGGCCAGGCCAAAGGCUCUCAUGGGGGGGUUGUCCGACGCCGACGACGAUGACGAGGAGGUGGACGGCCGUGGCGUGCUGAGCGGGGCCCCGUCGCUGCAGCAGGACGUCUUCGAACUCGCCGUCGCUUCCUCCUCCGGGCCCGAGCGCUGGGACGUGCUCGGCCUCGGCCAGGCCAUGGUUGACUUCUCUGGCAUGGUGGAUGAUGAAUUCCUCGAGAGAUUGGGCAUAGAGAAGGGUACGAGGACACUUGUGAACCAUGAGGAGAGAGGACGGGUCUUGCGUGCCAUGGAUGGUUGCACCUACAAGGCUGCCGCGGGAGGCUCACUGUCUAACUCACUUGUGGCUCUCUCUAGGCUUGGUAGUAGUCAGAUCACUAGUUACCCGGAGCUUAGAAUUGCAAUGGCUGGCAGUGUGGGCAGCGAUCCGCUUGGUAGUUUCUACAGGCAAAAACUGCAGCGUGCUAAUGUGCAAUUCUUGUCCAAGCCAGUCAAGGAUGGGACUACCGGGACUGUGAUUGUUCUAACAACUCCAGAUGCGCAGCGUACUAUGCUUGCAUACCAGGGUACCUCUUCAACUUUGGCUUAUGAUUCAGACUUGGCUGAUACAGUAUCCAAGUCAAAUAUACUAGUUGUGGAAGGCUACCUAUUUGAGUUUGCUCACACGAUUGAAGCCAUCAAGCAGGCUUGUGAAGAUGCUAAGAAGAAUGGUGCACUUAUUGCUGUUUCGGCAUCAGAUGUGUCAUGCAUAAAGCGCUGCCACAGUGAUUUUUGGGAUAUCGUAGGAAACUAUGCAGACAUAUUAUUCGCCAAUGCCAACGAAGCAAGGGCUUUCUGCGAGCUAACCUCGGAAGAGAGCACCAUGUCAGCAGCGAGAUACUUAAGCCAUUCCAUUCCUCUGGUAUCCGUUACAGAUGGUAAUCACGGCUCCUACAUUGGGGUGAAAGGUGAAGCAAUAUACAUCCCACCACCGUCGUGUAUACCUGUUGAUACCUGUGGAGCUGGUGAUGCAUAUGCUUCAGGGAUUCUGUACGGUAUUGUACGAGGAGCGUCCGACUUGAAGGGCAUUGGCCUCCUGGCUGCACGUGUAGCUGCUGUUGUAGUUGGGCAGCAAGGCACGCGCCUACGAGUUAAGGAUGCCGACAGAUUGGCUGAGUUGUUUGAGUCCCACCUUGAUAACUUGGAGGUUUGUUCAGAUGCUGAAACAGAUCAGGUUUCAAACUUCUGAUUAUUUUUCUUCCUCAAGUCCAAGUCCUCAGCUAGCAGCAGCGGCGAUGGAGAUUUUUGAGGGCCAAAGUGGGUCAUUGCGCCCUUCUCAAGAAGAUUUCUGAAGCAAGUACUUGGUUUUGUCACCCAGGUUCUAUCUAUGCUGAAGUAGCCCCUCCUUUCAAAGCAUAGCAAGUAAAUUUCAUCAGAUUGCCCCUUCAAGCUCUGCCAUCGCGAGUCCUAGGCAUAUUCAUUUGUAUAUAGCAUCUCAUUCCUUUAGGCCUAGGCCUUUUGUUACUUUUACCAGAAGGAUUUCAAAGAAACAGAUCAUCAUAGGGAAGAAAGUGAUGCAAACCCUUACCAUAUGUUUGGCCGAGAUGCAAACUCUAAUAAGGGGAAAUACCAUCUUGCUCUGGAAUGUGAAUAAACUCUUUCGGCAAGACCUGUGGUCCAUUGAAUUCGCACUCAGGGGAUAUGCUAUCAAAUUGUAAUGUGAUCAUCCGACUUUGUUGGAUGGUAUUCGA
This is a messenger RNA of Brachypodium distachyon (stiff brome), 1997 nucleotides long. RefSeq lists its product as uncharacterized. Bases 122 to 1495 code for a protein of 457 amino acids. The transcript has 5 exons. Lineage: Eukaryota; Viridiplantae; Streptophyta; Magnoliopsida; Poales; Poaceae. Gene Ontology annotation, molecular function: kinase activity. The record is from RefSeq and is a predicted model, not a curated record.